Messenger RNA from Tripterygium wilfordii, 1243 nucleotides. RefSeq names its product phosphoserine phosphatase, chloroplastic-like. The coding region runs from base 179 to 1066 and encodes 295 amino acids. The transcript has 8 exons. The record is from RefSeq and is a predicted model, not a curated record. Gene Ontology annotation, biological process: dephosphorylation; L-serine biosynthetic process. Gene Ontology annotation, molecular function: L-phosphoserine phosphatase activity; magnesium ion binding. Gene Ontology annotation, cellular component: cytoplasm. NCBI's taxonomy places the organism in Eukaryota, Viridiplantae, Streptophyta, Magnoliopsida, Celastrales, Celastraceae.
UCAGCAUUCUUGGAGAGUUGGUUUAGGAACCGUUGUGGUUGGGGGGACUCUGGUUACUGUUUCACCAACACUUUCGAAAGCGAAGACAAAGUAAGAUCCGGGAAGAGAGGAAGGAGAUUUGCCGAGAAAACAAGAGAAGAACAGAUCGUUAAAGGAAAUCAAAUAAAACGAAAACCUGAUGGAAGCAUUGAUGGGUUCACGAGUUACACCAAUUCGUGUUUCCUCCAUUCCACCCCGGUCUCCUUUUCUUCCUCCGUCUUUCAUGAAUUUGAAGAAAAAUUUUAAUGGCAGUCAAGUUGGGGCUAUGAGACAUCCUAAAUCGUUCAACUCAAUUGCUAUUUCAGCUCAAUCAUUAGAAGCCUCCACACUGGGUCGCUUCAACAAUACCAUGCCAUCCAAAGAGGUUCUUGAGAUAUGGAGAAAUUCUGAUGCUGUGUGCUUCGACGUGGAUAGCACCGUGUGUCUGGAUGAGGGUAUUGAUGAGCUUGCAGAAUUUUGUGGAGCAGGAAAAGCUGUUGCAGAAUGGACUGCUCGGGCAAUGUCUGGUUCUGUACCAUUUGAGGAGGCCUUGGCUGCCAGAUUAUCUCUGUUUAAACCCUCUCUCUCCCAAGUUGAGGAUUUUCUUCAGAAGAGGCCUCCAAGGAUUUCACCUGGGAUAGAUGACUUAGUCAAGAAGCUGAAGGCUAAGGGUACGAGCGUUUAUCUGAUCUCCGGAGGAUUUCGUCAAAUGAUAAAUCCUGUUGCAUCAAUCCUUGGUAUUCCUCCUGAGAACAUUUUUGCCAACCAACUGUUAUUUGGAGAUUCUGGAAAUUUUUUGGGGUUUGACACAAAUGAGCCCACCUCAAGGAGUGGAGGAAAAGCUACUGCAGUGGAGAAAAUAAUGAAGGAUCGUGGAUACAAGGCACUGAUUAUGAUUGGAGAUGGUGCUACUGAUCUUGAGGCCCGUAAGCCGGGAGGUGCUGACUCGUUCAUAUGCUAUGCUGGUGUUCAACUUCGAGAGGCCGUUGCAGAAAAAGCUGAUUGGUUGGUGUUUGAUUUUAAGGAUUUACUAAGUUCCUUGGAUUAGCAUAUGUAUUCUUUUCAGGCUUCUUUCUUUCUUAGUCUGUAAUUCUUGUAUUAAACUUUCCUGAUUGGUUUCUCUCUACAUUGGUUCUAAGCAUUGUUAUUAUGUCAACAAAUGAUGUAAAAACAUUUUUUGGUCCAUUAAUUCUUCUGAAAUGAUGAUACUGCAGAUUUCACUCUA